This is a messenger RNA of Argiope bruennichi, 887 nucleotides long. RefSeq names its product mediator of RNA polymerase II transcription subunit 30-like (gene MED30). The record is from RefSeq and is a predicted model, not a curated record. Gene Ontology annotation, cellular component: mediator complex. The coding region runs from base 129 to 788 and encodes 219 amino acids. Gene Ontology annotation, molecular function: transcription coregulator activity. NCBI's taxonomy places the organism in Eukaryota, Metazoa, Arthropoda, Arachnida, Araneae, Araneidae. Gene Ontology annotation, biological process: positive regulation of DNA-templated transcription. The transcript has 5 exons.
CAUAAUAUUUCGAAGAAAAACAGAUUUGCUAUCCAAGUUAGUUUUAAUCUGUUCCUGUAAUGCCUGUAAACUUUUUAUGUAAAUCUGUGCCGGCAUGUUUUAAGUCAUUUUUUUAUGACUGAUAUUAAAUGGAAUCUCCUUUUCAAGGUCCAGGUGGAAGUCAAGCCCACUUACCUCAUCAAACCUCUUAUCCUGGAUCUCAAGGACUUAUAAUGCCACCUAACACAGCUAUGAUGCCCAAUGAAAUGCCUGAAGGUCAAACAGAAAUGGACACAUCUUCUGGAAUGACUCAAGUUGGCCUUAGUAAUCCUCAACAAAAAGAUAUCAGUAUAUCUAUAAUAUGUCGCAUGGGGCAGGAAACUGUUCAAGAUAUUAUUACUAAAACAUCAGAAUUAUUUUCUUUGCUUAAAAAUCUUCAGCCACCAAAUGGCACAGCUUCUAGUAUUAAUUCUCAAGAAGAAAGAAAAGCUAAGUUGCAGGAAUAUUUGCGGACAAUUGCUUUCUGUUUCACAAAACUACGUCGUAUAUGUGAACGCUGCAAUUAUAGUUCUGCUACAAUGGAAUAUACACACAUUGAAGUAGAUAGUUUAGUACCUUUUAAAGAUGAAGCUGAUUUCAGGCAACAAGAUGAUAGAAAGCCCACUGAUGCCGCUAGAACCAGUAGUGUUGAAUAUACACAUCUAAAAGAGCGAACCUUCAUAAGAAAUAAACAUCUGAAAGAAAUUAUUGACAAUUUAAGAAGUUUUAUUUGGGAUAUAAAUACAAUGUUGGCAAUGAGAAAACCAUAGUAUUUAUUUAUAUGUAUUUUUACCCCAACUUGUACAUAAAAUAUUCAUUUUCUUAGUUCUCUAAAGAAAGGCAGAGAAAUAAAUUCCAUUUUUUUCAUA